GGGAGAUGCAGAAGAUGCACGGUUCCUAAUCUGUUGCCUUUUCUCUGCAUUUCAGCUUACUGCUAUGGACAGUGCUAUCACCCUGUGGCAGUUCCUCCUCCAACUCCUGAAAGAGCCUCAGAACAAGAAUAUCAUCUGUUGGACCUCCAAUGACGGGGAGUUCAAACUGCAGCAGGCAGAGGAGGUGGCCAGACUGUGGGGAAUCCGCAAGAACAAGCCCAGCAUGAACUAUGAUAAACUCAGCCGUGCUCUCAGAUACUAUUAUGUGAAGAAUAUCAUUAAAAAAGUGAACGGUAAGAAGUUUGUGUACAAGUUUGUUUCUUAUCCGGAGAUCUUAAAAAUGGAUCCACUUGUCGUGGGAAGGAUAGAAGGAGAGCCCGAGCUGAGCAGCUUUGCAGAGGUUAACAGUGCUCCAAAGGACGUGGAAAGCUGUGGGAAGGAGAAGUCUCAGUCGUGUGCUAAAUCCUCCAGCCGCAACGACUACAUCCACUCAGGCUUGUACUCCUCUUUUACGCUGAACUCCCUGAACUCUUCCAACGUAAAACUCUUCAGGUCCAUCAAGAUUGAGAAUCCGGCUGAGAAACUGACAGAGAAGAAAGCUGCUCAGGAUCCAACGCCGUCUGUCAUCAAGUUUGUCACCAUGCCCUCCAAAAAGCCUUCAUCCGUCCCCCUGAUCGCCACCACUUCGACAGUCUCUGCUACAUCCACUGCUUCUGCCACCUCAACUGCAUCCUCUCUUCCCAUGGGAUCAGAAGAAACGCUGCAGACCUUGGAGACUCUCGUUCUCCCCAAGUUAACUAUCCCUGAAGCUCCAGCACCUUUGCCAAACUUGACCACCAGCUUUACCCCAACUCCACCUGUAUCCUCGGUUUCUCCCGUUCUGCAAGUUCCUUCCACCCCCCCAUCGCCGCCCCUGAGUUCUAAUCCUGACCUGGACAUUGACACGGACAUAGAAUCAGUGGCUUCUCAGCAGCUGGAGCAGGCUCAGAGCCUUCAGCAUCAAUCCCCAGAGCCCAAAGAGCAGGAUUCAUCUGUUCUGGAGAAGGAAUUUGCCAAUCACCUCUCCAGAUCUAAAAAACCCAAAGGGCUGGAGUUGGCUCCUACUCUCGUCAUUACAGGCAGUGAUCCAAGUCCAUUGGGAAUACUGAGCCCUUCCCUCCCCACUGCUUCUCUUACUCCAGCACUUUUCUCCCAGACUCCCAUCUUGCUGACCCCAAGCCCCUUGCUCUCCAGUAUUCAUUUCUGGAGUACCCUCAGCCCGGUUGCUCCUCUCAGUCCUGCAAGGUUGCAAGGUGCUAAUACACUCUUUCAGUUUCCAUCAGUGCUGAACAGUCAUGGCCCAUUCACACUGUCUGGACUGGAUGGACCCUCUACCCCUGGCCCAUUUUCCCCUGAUCUGCAGAAGACAUAGCACACGAACUCAUGGAAAGGACAUAUUGGCAAGCAAGGAAAAGAGAUGACACUUAUAUUUAACCACGAUUUUUUUAAAAGAGCGAUUUAUAAUUCCACAGAGAUUAUCAGCAGUCAUAGUUUUUGCCAUUCCCAGAUAAAAUGCCUUUUUUUGCAAAAUUCCUGUUUUUUGAAGACCCAGAUUGGUAAUGUUUAUGCAAAUGCCUUAAUAGGAGCUGAAGCUCCGGUUUCUUCCCUCCUUGGUUGGAAGACUUCACUAUGGUUAAAGGGAGUUUCAAUUGGUGUUGCAGUAACUGAGUCUGCACUGUUUGCAGUAAAUAGUAUCAGAGAAGUCUCUUCUCUAUGACUCUUGGAAAACCUCUGUUCUUCUGCUUCCUGUGCUUGGCAAGAAGAAAUAUAAUCACGAUCGAAGCUGGCAUUGCAGGAAAUGCUUGGGAAAGGAGUGUGUGUGUGCACUCAGCUUUGCCUUGGGGCCUGAUGACUUCUGCAGCUGCAAAACAGCCCGCAUCUUAUCUGCUGUAAAAACAUCUUGUCUCUUUGCAGGUAGAAAUUUUCAAGGCAUACUCCAUGAUUGUGUUUCUGAGAUGUGGACAAUUUCUCAAUGACGCUGCAUGCAGACAGCCCAGCCUUGCAGUGCUUGGCUCCUGGAUGCUUCCGAGCCCUCCUUCAGCGAGGGGGCAAAGCCUGGAGACAAACAACUGGUGGGAUCAGUUCUUUUCAGUUCUCAGAAAGUUUGAAUGCUGAAGUCCAAACAUUUCUUGUGCCGGAGACCUGUAAUCUCACUGCUGGAAGAUGAGCAGAAUGGUGGAUUUUACGUGAGGUGUUGAGGGUUUAUCUGUGACAUGAGGUUGCUGCCUGAUGCUGCGUUUUCAUCCCCAAGCAGUGGGUGAGAACGCUGAUGUCUGAGUGUUGUUACUGCUUUUUUUUCCACAGUUUGAAGUGGAGAAGCUUUUCCCAGCUCUUAUCUCGAGUUUGGCUUUAAAUCUAUUGCUUUUUUUUAUUAUUAUUCGAGGAAGCACUCAGACCCUGAGAAAGUUAGGCUUAAUGUUGUACCGCUGGCUGACAGAGGUACCGGGGGUGCCCACCUCACUGUAAAUUUGCACUUGUUUUUCUUUCCUUGGUGGCCACGUGUGUGUGUGAAUUAAUAGAAGACAAGUUUCCAGAGCCAUUUGAAACACUGAUGAAAUUUUUUAAUUCGAUUUUUAAACCUCAGGAGGCCUUUUUAAGAGAACGGAGGAAUGAAAGAAGAGGGACUUGCCCUCACGGGUGGGAUGUCUCAGUCCGUGCCCUUCCACUUUGGGGCAUCUGCUGUCAGGCAGCAACUUCUGUUUGCCACUCACGUUGAGCUGAGUGACACAAGAUAAUCUUGGUAAAAUACCUUCUAGAAAACAGAUUGAAGCAGUCUCCUUCCUUUGGUAUCCCCAGUGGCUGGCUGUGAAGUUUUAAUGAGCAGAGGAAGGUUGUACCUUAACAGCACGAGGAGCUGGCAGUGUGCUUCUUGCAGAGCACACCUGUUUGAUGGAGAAACGGUGAGCUGAGGCUUACCACAGUUUUCCUUUUGCCACUUUUGCAGACUGAAUUCACUUUAAAGCGUACGUACGACAAUACCCAGGACUGAACUUACUGCAGUGAUGUUCUCUCUCUAUUCUAGCAUUGAAUAAACCACUUUGUUUCUGAUACAGCACCCUCGACACGAGUGGGUGUAAUGGAGUUGCUUUUUGGGCAUUGUUCAUCCAGAAAGUCCUCUGCCAAGUGGGAGAAAAGAGUGUGCCUAUUUCAGGUGCUGGUAGCAGGGAGUGAGCUCGUGUAAUGAACUGUCUUCCUGUUGAGUUUCAUUGGAGGAGUGAUAACUGCUUUGCAUUUAGACAUCAGCAGAUACAGGAUAAAGUUCCUGUGCCGGUGGCUCUUAAAAUGACAAUGUGCAAUAUUGACUUUUUUUUUUUUUAAAUUGCAGAGAGAAACCUGCAGAUCAUAAUUAAGAGCAGGCAUGUGGAAUUUUCUGGUUUGCAUGAUAGCUUAUGAGUUUGCUCUAGAAAAAUAUAUAUAGCUAUAUAUAAAUAGCAGCACUUUUAAUGGUUGUUUUAGGUUGGCCAAUUUUAUGCCCAAUGUGUGUGUGGAUUUGAGAGCAACAUUGCAGACUAGGAUUAGAGUUUAAAAAUGACUAAUGAGCACUAAAGACUUGCAAUUUAAUUGCUUCCCUUUCCUUGUCCCCUAUGGAGAAAAGCCAAGUUUUAGUUUAAAAGUUGUGUAUGUGCACACGUGCACUUAAUUUUUUUGUAAACUGCAUCACUUUCAGCAUAGAUAUGCAAGAGAACCAAAUGCUGACUAAUAGAGCUUGUCAGUUUUUGCUUGGCCUAAUUUCAUGCUGUUCUCCAAGUAGCUGCAGCAGAUUGCACUGCCAUAGCUGUGAGAUGCACGCUCACCUUCAGGAAUACCUUCUUAGGGAAAGUUGCUAUGAAAGUGCAGCCUCUCUGUAUUUCAGCCUGGUGGUGUCCAACUUCCUGACAGGUGAUGUGAGAAGAUGAUUACUUUUGCUUAGGCACCUGCCUUGGAAAACAGGAGUCCCCUAUGGGGUUGUAAUCUCAGGAGGCAGUUGGGAAAGCAAACUGGAAGUCUGGGCACGGGGAGAGAGGCUUGCUGAGGUUUUCCCCACUUCAGGUCACUUAAGAUAAUACUUAAUAUUGUAUAUAUGCUGCCUCAUUAAGCAGACGUUUAUUAAUAAGCAUAGAACUGCCAGCUUUUUUGGAUCACAUUCCUCGGAGCUCGGUGAUGUGACUUGCUGGAGCUCUACUGGCUCAAUUCAGGAGCAGUUUGCAGCUCAUUGCAACUUGUUUUUAGUAUAGGGAAGGUGGGGUUAGUAUAGGCUCUUCUUUAAUUAUCACGUUAGCAGUUUGUAAUAUGGGUGUAGUACCAUGUUGGUUUAAAAAAUAGUGCAGCAUUACAGAAACGUUGUGUGACAUUGCAGUUCAUGUUGCUGAAGUAACUGUGGUAUUGUUGAAUGCUUUGAUAGUAUUUGCAUUGGUUAAUUCCUAGGUGGUGGUAGAAUUAGACUGGAUGAGCAUGGAAGCUGAACAUCUGUCUUGCUUCUAGAAAUCUCUUUUAAAUGUCACUGCUGCUGUAUAAUAGUACUGCAGAGUUGCAAAGCUUGUGCUGCUGCUGUCUGUGCUAUGUCUGUCUUUUUUGAGAAGCUGAACCAUCAGGAUGCCACUAGCUGCAAGCAGACAAUCCAUGGAAAGCAGAAUUGUGCUGAUAAUCCCCUGCAGUCAUACAACGUUCCCUGUUCCACCUUC
Molecule: messenger RNA, 4700 nt
Organism: Meleagris gallopavo (turkey)
Lineage: Eukaryota; Metazoa; Chordata; Aves; Galliformes; Phasianidae
Source: RefSeq, a predicted model, not a curated record